AUGACUGCUGUUGGUGGCGUUGCGAUGCGAAGGGGAGGAAGUGCCGGAUCCGGAGCUGGGAGGACUACAUCCGCGUUAGCAGGACGCUCGAAGGACAGUCCGAGUCUGCGUGGCGCAGAGGUAGUGAUACCCGCGCAUCGAAGCCAACUCUUCAAGCGCCCGCCGCGUUUCCAGCAGAAGAAACCGCGAGAGCUUUCGACGUUUGAGGAGGGAGACGGAACGCAAGAGAUUGAUGAUUCAGGCUCACAUGAGACAAGUCUACCUUUUGCAACUUCAGUCAGGACUAAACCAAGCAUUAACAAGUACGCGCAAGACUCACGCUUCCGAGCCAGUAGCAGCAAGGAGCAAAAGGUUCUGCAACCUGCCCGCGCAAGGAAUGCUCCGCCUAUCAGACAAACGUCUAUGGACGUACAGUCGAUUGCGACCACAGAGACGGCGUCGUCGAUGACUAGCUCUGGCGGACCUCCUUCAGCCGCAAAGAGCCCCAUGAGCCCAGCCUCAGACCAUCGCGCUGCGCUAGGCCGACUCGGUAGUCCACGACGCGGAGGACUACGAUCCAGAAAGGAAGGUAGUGAAGGCACGCCGAGUAUGGGCAGCAGCUUCAGCGACAUUGAUGAUGCAGGUAUCACUCACAUAGGUCUAGUUGCCGACGCGAUGGCUUCUCGCUCGUUAAAGCCCGUCGCAAUGCCGCCGCCACCCAUCAUCCUAGUGACAGACCACUCCACAACACCCGCAAUAGCCACACGCUACACAUUCGGCCGCAACGACAUCGACUUUUCCAUCGCCUACAGGCGCAUCAAAUCCCUCCUCAUCCACCCGCCAUGUCCGCACCACCCCCAAUACCUCUGGCCCUGCGACGACUGCGAGUCCGCCUUCACCACAAAAUACUGGAUAUGCGCCGCCACCCUCCUCGACUACUUCGCCGACUUCCACCCCAUCGACACCCCACUUAUGCAAUCCAUCUGGUUCUACCUACUGGAUAUCUGGCAAGAAAGCGCGCACAUCCUGCCCUACGAAACCGUGCUUGACGAAACCAUCGAACACAGCGCCGCGCUCAUCGGCGUGGCGCGCGCCAGAGACUUUGAGAAAGCAGUCCGCGACACCAUUACUUUGUUCGAAGUCACGAUCUGGGGCCGGAGGACAGAGGCGGAUUCAUGGGACCAGGUCAUCUAUGAUCCAAGAGGUGAGGCUAUGUGUCCUGUGGGAGAGUACGACACAGGUCCCUGGGUUAGUGGAGUGAAGCCUUGGAAUCAGUUUUUAGGGGAUGGAGGAAUGGGUGUUGCGACGCCGUGGUCUGCUGCUGCUUCAAUUCCAACGGCACAAGAACCUGGAAACGGAGAGGGAGAUGGAGGUAUCAAUGGGGAAGAAGAGAAAACAACAACACGCUACAUGCCCCACCCCGCCAUCGCCCUAAUAGACGGCCACACCGCACGCUCCCGCCUCCUCGCCAAUUCCUUCUACGCAAAACAAAAGCUCACUCCGCCCCAAUACAACGCCGCCCUCGCAGACUACGAAGCACACACCGUCGUCCUGCCUUCCAAGCGCGGCGAGCCCCACACGUACACUUCACGCUUCACGGGCCGUGAAACUACAUACACGUUAUCCAACGGCGCGCCGCCGAUCAUGCGCUACGAGGGGCUCGGCGACCCGCAGUUGGAACUCGCGGUCCCGGAUGGAGAUUGGAAUUUGAUGGAUGAGUGUGUGGCUAGUUGUAGGGGGGUUACGGCGUAUGUGGGUGUUAGUGGUGGGGAUGAAGAUGAGGAGGAUGAGGAUAUGGUGAAUAGUGAGGAUGAGUUGGUGCCGUUUGAUUUGUGGACUGUCGUUGAGAAGGGGAUUGGAGGAGGGGGACGUGGCGAGGUGUUGGAUUUGGGAGGCACUGGGGGCAUGUUUGAGACUUGGUGGGAGGGAGAAUGA
This is a messenger RNA of Alternaria incomplexa, 1914 nucleotides long. RefSeq lists its product as uncharacterized. The record is from RefSeq and is a predicted model, not a curated record. The coding region runs from base 1 to 1914 and encodes 637 amino acids. Lineage: Eukaryota; Fungi; Ascomycota; Dothideomycetes; Pleosporales; Pleosporaceae. The transcript is spliced from 5 exons.